CCAAUCCAAUAUAUCUGAACCCUCACCAAUCACAUUCAUCGACUGAUCUGUGAGAACGAACGAUUAUGAAGACACGACGACUUUGAAUUUUUCUCUCAGCCUCUCAUUGUCUCACUCUCAUCUCUAUGAGCACUCGAUAUGGUGCCACCUGCGUCACUUUUCUUUUCUUCCAUCGAUACCAUCAGUGGAAGCCAAAUCCCAAUUUAUCAAAUUAUGAUUACUUCAGUCUCAAAUUAUACCUCAAUGUCCUCUCUCGUCCCUAUAGGUUGCCACUGCUACGGAGGCACACAAGUUAUGAAGAAUUCAAGUUCAUUUCUUUCCCCACUUAAAUGCCCCAUGGUAAGCACAUUUUACAGAAUGCACCUGAUGGGUUCAUUCGUGAAGGUAAUUGAUAUAAAUUUGAUGAUGGAAAAAGAAAAAAAUGAAGGACUUGCAAUUCUUUGGCUUACUACUGGAUUACUGCAUAAAAAAGGACUUGCAAUUGUUAAGAGCAAUGACGGUUGGGGUGAGCAGCACAUGACACUAAAGCUUGGUACAAAGGCAUCCUGAAACAUCAUUAAUUUCAAUGUGAAUUAGAUGAAGAAAAGUUGGUUAUGUUUUUCAAUAGCAUGCUCGUAUUUUUUACAUUAUGUAUUCAAGUGUAUAGAAGAAUAUUCAUGCUUCACAUUAUGUAUUCAAAAAUUUGUAAUGAAAUUAUCAAUUUUUAUACAAUUUCAAAAUUUGUCAUUUUCAA
This is a messenger RNA of Olea europaea var. sylvestris, 733 nucleotides long. RefSeq lists its product as uncharacterized. The transcript is spliced from 3 exons. NCBI's taxonomy places the organism in Eukaryota, Viridiplantae, Streptophyta, Magnoliopsida, Lamiales, Oleaceae. Bases 139 to 549 code for a protein of 136 amino acids. The record is from RefSeq and is a predicted model, not a curated record.